Molecule: messenger RNA, 1138 nt
Organism: Triticum urartu
Lineage: Eukaryota; Viridiplantae; Streptophyta; Magnoliopsida; Poales; Poaceae
Product: plectin-like protein
Biological process (GO): regulation of chromosome segregation
Source: RefSeq, a predicted model, not a curated record
UAGGAGGAAAAUUGGAGCCCAAACCUGCCAUUCUCCUAGUCUCCAUUGUUAGAGAAAGUAGUCCGCCCAAAUCCAUCAGAAAUCCAUCGCGACGUCCUCCCGGAAGCCACCGGCAGCGCCUGAACGCCGGUGUCCCACGGAGCUCAAUCCAUCUCUCUUCCCCGGUUCGCGGCCUGUGGAAAGCGAAAGUGGUUGUUAGGGUUUUGCCGGCGCCUCUCCGAUGGCGGAAGAUGCUGGUAGUCGGAUUGAGGUGGCCAACCUCCUUUCCCUCGGCGAGGACCUCGUCGGGGUGCUCCUGGGCAGCAAGGACGGCGAAGCCCUUGCGCAGGCCUGCGACGGGGCACGGAUGCUGCGCUCCGCCUGCUGCUCCGAGUCCGGGGACCUCGAGCUCCAAGUCAAAGAGUAUGAGGAAAAAUUAAACUCCUGCAAGGAAAAGGUUGACAAGUCAAAAGCUGAAACAGUUACUGAUGAAGAACUGAACACGCUACGAAAUGAGAUGGAGGAGAAACUCCGGGGGGAGCAACAGCUUCGCCAAGACUUAAGAGCGGUGAGUGAUGAGCUUGAUAACCUAGACCGUCAAAGGGCUUCUAUAGAAGAAAGAAAGGAUGCUGUCAAGAAGAAGGAGAAAGACAUGCUGAAGGCACAAAGUAUGCUCUCCAUGUGUGUGUCAGUUACAAAUAUCAUGCCAGAUUUCGAAGAUCAGGAGAAGAUUUCUGGAUAUAUUGUUGACAAGAACAGGAAGAAGCUAGAUAAGUUCGAAUUUGAGAAGACAAUGUCACCAGUUGAGAUCGGGGACAAGCUUUGGAAAAUGAUGUAGGGCCUGGUACCUGCAGAUUGUAGUCAUUGUACAUUAGCAGCAAUUGCAUUUGUAGGCUGUUGUGCAAGGUAACCGCCCACCAAUCGGAAGAAUGCAACUCUCCCAGUUGCUUCAAAUGACCUAGUUGUAUGGCAUCCUGUUAUUCAUAUCUUGGCAAAUAUACUAGCUCAGCUCUGUUGUCGAUCUGGAUUUGAUUUCCUGCACUGGCAUUUCAUUCACUUUUAGUUUGAGAAACCAAAUCUCCCUUAUAUCAGCACCUGCUACUCCAUACCUCUUAGGCCUGUACGAUGUGUAAAAUGUAAUGUUUGCCCUGUUUCUUUU